This is a messenger RNA of Hemicordylus capensis (graceful crag lizard), 5035 nucleotides long. It is a transcript of the gene BAG1, whose product is annotated as BAG cochaperone 1. Lineage: Eukaryota; Metazoa; Chordata; Lepidosauria; Squamata; Cordylidae. The transcript is spliced from 8 exons. Gene Ontology annotation, molecular function: protein-folding chaperone binding; adenyl-nucleotide exchange factor activity. The record is from RefSeq and is a predicted model, not a curated record. Gene Ontology annotation, biological process: protein stabilization. Gene Ontology annotation, cellular component: membrane; cytoplasm; cytosol. The coding region runs from base 206 to 961 and encodes 251 amino acids.
CAUCUCAGUCUGCUGUUAAAGGCGAGGGGCAGUGGGAGGUGUAUCUGCCUGAUUCCCGACAUGGUUAGGCUCACUUUUCGUGGGCUCUCUCCAGUGGGUGCCUGCCUCAUAGCCCUUUGACUAUCGGGCGAGGCGCCCCCCAGCCGUCCAUCGCGGCGUCGGCUUCGGAGGACUCGGUAGGCUUCUGGAGGGAACCUGCUUUCCCAUGCCCGCCCCCUUUUCUCGGGUUCCUGCAGGUUUCCGGCCCGGGAGGAAGCGCUGCUGCCAGGCAGCAGGCAGACUCCGAGACAGCUCCUUGAGCGAAAAAGGCAAGCAGCAGACGGCGAUGGCGGUGCCCGGCGGGAGCUUAGCUCUGAUGGUGACUGUCACCUACGGUAAUGAAAAACACAGUCUUCGGAUUGUUUCUUCAGAAGAAGAUAGUCAACCAACAGUACGGGAUAUGGCUCUUUUAAUUGAACAAGUAACUGGUGUGCCAAUUUCUUUUCAGAAACUGAUAUAUAAAGGAAAGUCUCUGAAAGAAAUGGAACAACCAUUGUCGACAUUUGGGGUGAAAAAUGGUUGUAAAAUCAUGCUGAUUGGGAAAAGGAACAGUCCUGAAGAAGAAGCUGAAUUAAAGAAAUUAAAAGAUUUGGAAAAGUCAGCAGAGCAAAUAGCAAAAAAAAUAGAGGAAGUGAAUAAAGAACUUGGAGGUAUUCAGAAAGGUUUUUUAGCAAAGAAUCUUCAAACUGAAGCACUUAACCAGCUAGAUAAGCGAAUAAAAGGUACUGCUGAGCAAUUUAUGAAGAUUCUGGAACAGAUUGAUGCCAUUACUCUCCCAGAGAAUUUCAGUGACUGUAAACAGAAGAAGAAGGGGCUAGUGAAAAAGGUUCAGGCUUUCCUUGCACAGUGUGAUACAGUGGAAGGAAGUAUUGGUCAAGAAAUGGAUAAAGUGCAGUCCAAGAAUAUGGCUACAGCAGAAUAAGGCAUUCUUUUAAGUAAUCUGGAGAAUUAAUUGCUCUGUGAGCAAGAAGAAGAGUUUGCUCUUGAUUUUGGAGCAUCUGUUUAGUGUUCAAACUUUUAUUUUUAGCAGAGUCCAGUAAGACUGUUGCAUGUUGGUCAUUGCUUGCUGGUUGUCAUGUGUGCUGCUCAGACUUAAAGCUCUUCUUUUCAAAAGUAAUACAAAACAAUCUUGCAGUUCUUCUUGAAUAUAUUCAUAACAUGCCUUUGUAUGAUAAUACAUGUUUCAGCUAACUAAACCUUGUGUUACCUUAUAAAUAAUUUCGAGCAAUAACUGUAACUGAUGCUGUUAAAUAUGUAUAUGUGUUCUCAGAUGUAGGAAGAUUUAACUUCAGCAGAGGUCUUAUCUAUCUUUCAGGAUGCCUAAAUUGGAUUGUACAAUAAGGUGUAUCGUAUCGUUCUUCAACUAGUUGCUGAACAUAAUUUGGCUCUUAACUGAAAAAGCCUCAUCUAUUUGAUGGUAGCUCCUGUUUAAGGAAGUGCUAAAUGGCAGAGACUUUAUGCUGUGACCCUUUCAUACUUCUUAUAUUUUCAGUGCCCGACUAAAAUCAGAAUUUGAAGGUGUUAAAAACUUGAACUUUAAUAUGUAUAUAUUUUUGUCUCUCUUUGUAAGGUGAAUUCCAUAUUGAAAAUGCUUCUAUUUCUCUCAGUAGAUGUAAAAUGGUUAGCAAAACAGUCCUAGUCCUUGUGGCUUGCACUUUUCAAGAUUAGACAUACAUAUUUUUUUAAUUAAGUGGUAGGGUCCCCCCCCAUUUCUUUUCUUCUUUUUUUAUCUUCUAGAUAGUUUUUAACCUGGUAUUUAACUGAAGAUUACAAACAGCCCUAGGUUUAGACAAAUAUUUGAAAACCAGUCGACCCACACAGAGCAUCUGUAUGCUCUUUGGGACCAGCUGUCCCCCCCUCCCUCCUGCCCCACUCUCUGGCCCCCCUUCCCCUCCCUCUUGGCCCACUCUCUCUUGCCCUAGGCCCUCCUUACCAGGCAGCAGGUGGCCAGAAAGGGCCCUGCCGCCGCCAUUCCUCCUUCCGGGCAGCAAACAGGGAAGUACCACUGCCCAUUUCCCUCCAACAGGCACCUGGCCUCUGCGGCCGGGCCCACUGCCGACCAAUCCUCCUGGGUGCGUUUCAGCCAAUCAGGCACCUCUGCCACCCAGCCAAUCAGCUGGGCGCCGAGACACACAUUCCAAGGCGCACCCAGGAGAAUUGAAUACCGUAUUUUAUGGACUAUAAGACGCUACAGACUAUAGGAUGCAUCUUAAUUUUAAUCCAGUUUUAAUCCAGUUCCAAGGCGCACCCAGGAGAAUUGAAUACCGUAUUUUAUGGACUAUAAGACGCUACAGACUAUAGGAUGCAUCUUAAUUUUAAUCCAGUUUUCCGGGUUUUAACAUAUUAAACUGUUAUCAAAACUGUACCGAAAAGUCCUGCUAGCUCCAGGAAAGGACUCUCAGCCUUGCUUCAGUUUCUUCUCCUUUCUUCUUGCCUCAGAUAAGUCCUCUUUCAAUUGCUCCUACUCCACUCCUUGUUUUCUCUUCAACCUGUUGGGCAGGCUUACGAGUAAAAGACGCACCUGAAUUUUGGUGGAUAUUUUUUGAGGGGAAAAAUGCGUCUUAUAGUCCAUAAAAUACGGUAUAUAGAUGCUUCUCAUAAUAAAUUUUGUAUGCCCAGGUCUAUAUUUGAAUGUGAGAAUGUGUAUUUACACAUGGUGCAAAUGGCCACAUUGUGUGUGUUUUGUUUUAGUUUGAUACAGAAUACAAUUGUGGAAGUGGGUGCAAAGAUUAACUUCCAUACAAAAAGUUUGCAGAAAUCUUGUAUUACACAAUACCAGUGACUUACACAAUAUGUGCCUGCAUGAGGUGCUCCUUUUUUUAUUUUUUUGCUCUGUAAUUUUUAAGAGCAGUUUCAAGGUAGGAAAAAGUAUACUUGAAGUGUGACCAUCUAAUGCUACACAUUCUGGGUGCAAUCUUUCAAUUUGCUAUGGCUUUGUAAGUCCCAUAAAUUCAGGGUGGAACUUAUUCAUCUACAAACCAUUGUGCCUGAAAAUUCUUAAGGUCACGCUCCAACCCAGUCAGAUUUACAGAGUCAUAGGGCCAAACUACACACUAUAUAAAACACAUUAUGAGUGUACCAAUGGGAACUUAUCUUGUGAACAGAGGCGUAUCUAGGGAAAAUAGCGCCUAGGGCAAGCACUGAAAUUGUGCCCCCUGUCCAGACAUCUGACACCCAUCUUUCAGAUAACUUUACCAUAAUAUCAGCUUAAAAAAUACAAGGCAAGCUCGUUAAUCUUUUAAUAUUUCAAAAACUAUUUAGCAGUGGACGUAGCCAGACCAAAAGAUGCUGGACAGGGAAUGCUGAUUCUCUGUACAUAGUGCCAAACUGAAUAUGUGUACAGUGACAUAUUAAAUUAAAAAAAUAUUUUAACUGUAGCCCCUUCCUAAAGGCUGUGGGGGGGGGUCUGCAAAGGUUUUUCCUCCCCCCUCUGGCCUCUAGGGCCUCACAGGCACCACUUGAGAAUGUGCAGUGGCCAUUUUAAAAAAUAUUUUUUUUAAAAAAAAAAUGGCUGCUGAAAACAAAAUGGCCACCACGCAUGCUCACUCUGUGAGGCCUGGCAUGGCCUAGGGCCUCACAGAGGCCAUUUGAGCAUGUGCGGUGUCAUUUUGUUUGCAGCGGCCAUUUAAAAAAAAUAUAUAUUUAAGAAUAGCGCCCCCCUUCAAGUGGCGCCCGGGGCACGUGCCCUGCCUGCUCUACCCUAGAUACGCCCCUGCUUGUGAAGCAAAUAGCAGCUGUGGAGGGGGAAGAGUCUGGAUUGGGAUCAUGGUGGAAGUGGAACAAAGAGUUAAAGCCUGCCUUCUCCCCGAUGCUGUCCUGAUCCAGACUGGAUAGCCUGCAGCUUCUGCUUGGUAAAGUAAAGUUAUAGGUCAGCUCUAAUGACCUGCUUAAUGCAUUGUAUAUUUUGGCCCAUAGUUAUAUCCAGGAAAACUAAUAGCACUAUACUCGGUGGACUGCAACUACAAGAGAAAUAGUUGAGGAUCUAUACCAUACAAUUAUUUCUUCUGCACAGUUCAAAGUAAAAAGAAAGAAAAGAAACAGUUCUUGGACAACUUAAAGCCCAGUCUUCUUAGCUGUUGCACUGACACUGCAGGGCAUAGCCCUUGGCUUGAGAUUCUUGGCCAGAGAAGUGAGAGGACACACUUGCUGCCUUGGUGUCUGCUCGACCAUCAGCAGGGCAGCUGCUCUGCUAGCAAUUGCCCUGCUCCUCCCCUACCAUGUAAUGUAAAUGAUGUUGGAUGGGAUCAAGGAUUGCAAAGGAUACUAGAUCAAAGAACACUAGCCUGCAUUCUUUGUAUUAAGGUUUAGGAUCUGCCUGGUAGUGGGGAGAGCUGGCAAGGUUUGAAGUAAUUGGCUGCAGUGGAACAGCUGCUGAAGCGGUACAGACCACUAUUUAUGCUGCCCAGCUGAAGGGGGGCCAUGCUCCUGCAGAGCACCAGGAGGAACAGGGAUACCCCCAUAUUCUAUCCAUUACCACUCCUCCUCCAUGGUUCUUUUUCUUGGGCAAAAGCAAUAGAAAUACAUGGGAAAUAAAUGGCACCUUCUCACAGCUCUUUUAUACAACUUAAAAGUUGCAUUCUAUUGCUGCAGGGUACCUGAAAUAUUAUAGCCUAGUUGCUAUCCUUUGCAUGCAGAAUUAAAAAUGCACUCUUUGGGCUGGCUUAGCAUCCUCUCUUAAUACUGUUCUUAUUGUUUUUUAAAGAGGAAUUGGUAUCUAUUUCAAAAGCAAUAAUAUGAUUAGUAACAAUAUUCCUCAUGAUUGUGGGAAAUUCUAGAUUUCUCCUGGGAGAGGGGAGAGAGAGAGGAGGCACUAUUUGAGGAGAUUUAUUUGUAUGUGUAUCCUUUCAGUGCAAUAAUAUACCAAAUGUAUUCUUUUCUAAAUUGCAUAUAUUUAACAUAUUUUCAAUAUAAUCCAGCCAUUGUCUUAUUACUUGGUGUCUGUUGGCAUAAUUGUGGUAUUCAUGGAAAACAAUAAUAAAAGACAACCUAUAUGAAA